This is a messenger RNA of Acipenser ruthenus (sterlet), 3284 nucleotides long. Its product is annotated as islet cell autoantigen 1-like protein. The record is from RefSeq and is a predicted model, not a curated record. Gene Ontology annotation, biological process: regulation of transport. The transcript has 16 exons. Gene Ontology annotation, molecular function: protein domain specific binding. Gene Ontology annotation, cellular component: Golgi apparatus. NCBI's taxonomy places the organism in Eukaryota, Metazoa, Chordata, Actinopteri, Acipenseriformes, Acipenseridae. The coding region runs from base 175 to 1779 and encodes 534 amino acids.
AAUUCACCUGUUUGUAUGAAUAUCAGAGCCAGGGCUCCACCUAGUGGUGUGGAUGAAUCAUUUCUUACAUCCUGCCACUGACUAGACAGGAUACACAACAGGCAGGAACUACGUAAUGUAAUGUGACGAUAUAAAGCUACUUUUGUAGAGUUGAAAAACUACAGUACAUAGAACAUGGAUAAUCAAUAUGGGUAUUCCGGGGACGUGUACAAUCGGCAUGUUCUUGGGGAGGACAGCUCUGUAAUGGCUCGCAUGCAGAAGAAGUUCUGGAAAACCAAGCAGGUUCUCAUCAAAGCAACGGGGAAGAAAGAAGAUGAAUAUGUGGUGGCAUCGGAUGCAGACCUAGAUGCAAAACUGGAGUUUUUUGGAUCUGUUCAGACAACUUGCACAGAACUUCUGAGGGUUUUUGAGAAGUACCAGCAGAGAAUAAACUGUUUAUCCCAGGAGGAGAACGAGCUGGGGUUGUUUCUCAGGUUUCAGGCAGAGCGGGACAAAACCAAGGCAGCCAACAUUAUGGAUGCCACCAGCAAGGCAUUGUGUGCAUCAGCAAAGCAAAGGAUAACGCUAUGCACUUCACUGCACCGGAUGGAACAGGAAGUGGAGACGUUCCGGCGACGCGCCAUCGCUGACAGCUUGAUCACUGUGGACCGCAUGGAAAAGGCCCGCACCGAAUACAGGGGCGCCUUGCUCUGGAUGAAGGAUGUCUCUCAGGAACUGGAUCCAGACACUUACAAACAGCUGGAGAAGUUCAGGAAGGUCCAAGUGCAGGUGAGAAACACCAAGACACAGUUUGAUAAACUGAAGAAUGACGUGUGCCAGAAAGUAGACGUUUUGGGAGCAAGUCGCUGCAACAUGCUUUCACAUUCCCUUGGCACCUACCAGACCGCACAGCUGCACUUUUGGGAGAAAACAGCCCAGAUGAUGUCAGAAAUCCAAGAAGAUUUUAAAGGUUACAUACCAUAUGAGUUCACUACUCUAAAGGGUUUACAAGACCCACUGGGCCAGUUAACAGAAGAUCAAAAAAAUGAGAAGACUGAGGAUUCAAUAGCUAACGACCUAGAUAAAUUGAUUUCACUGGAUGAAGAAAAUCCCACAAAAUCUGGAACCGAUGCCCAAAGUGCCGACACCCAAAGCAAAGACAGUGACAGUUCCUUAUUCCCAAGCCUUGACAGUGACGGGCAGAGUGGAGUGGGAGAGACGACAGCAAGCAAGGCUGACCAGGAUCUGCCCCUGAGCCCCACAUCACUUGAGGCAAAGCGAGCAUCCAGCAGUGAGGUCAAGCAGUUCAAUGAGACGGUCCCGAAGGACCAUUUCGCUGACCUCCAAGAAGGAGAGGAUUCCGACAGGAAUGACAUGUCCUUCCUGAAGGACCUGCUGAGCCCGGGGCCUCUAGGGUCUGACGAGUUCAGCCGGGAGUGGAAUAAUGCAUUUGGAAGCUUUGAGCCCAGUCCUGCCCCAGCAUCCGGACCAGCCUCAUCACCAGAGCAGCCUUCGAGCCCGACCGGAUUCCUCCCCUCCCAGCUCCUCGAUCACAGCCUCAGCGCAACAGGUUGGACAACACCACCCAUGUUUCAAGCACAGCCCAUGCAGACCCCUCGGCCCUCGUCUCAGCCGGCGAUCCUGCCAGUGCCUCACCAGAACUUGCCAAAGAUGCCACAAAAGGCCUCAAAGAGCGCUCCUCGAGACAUGUCGGCCUGGUUUAACCUGUUUGCUGACCUGGACCCCCUUUCAAACCCGGAUGCCAUUGGCCGCACUGAUGAUGAGCUGCUGACUGCCUGAAGAAGAUUGUGUCCCACAGUCAGACGUGUGUGAAAUUGCUGUUUUAACACCAUCAGUGCUGUGUACCACAGGAAUCGCUGCUUUCCUGAGGGGAUUGCACAAAUAGACAUCAAUUUAUUUCUUUGGGAGUGGGAGCAUUUUUUGAAACCAGUAAUGCUGGUGUAAUCAAGAUGCCAAAUUAACAACCUUCAGUAUUAUACUCUCCCUAUACUAUCUUUGUGGUGGUAGAAGAUAUAAUAUAUAAUGUAGUUAACAAAAGGGAAACAUUUGCUAAUCAAAUGUUCAACCUUGCAAAUGUCUUGCUUUCAUGAAGAGGUUACAGUUAACAUUUUUGAUCCAUAAGUCUGUCACUGAAAGAGCUGUUCUCCAGCAAGCCAUUUUGAUAUAUCCCACCCAUCCGUAAACCUAGGAACAAGAAAGUGCCCCCAUAAGGGAUGAAUUAAACCCUGUAUCACUGAGGUUUCCUUAUUUCUACUAAUAACCCAAAGAAACACUUGCAUCCCUAAGAAGUGGUAUUCUUGGUACACAGCCUGUGUGUUGUCUGUCUAUAUGCAGAGUUAUUUACACUUUCAUGUGUGUAUGUUGUAUUGUUUAGAGAUACCGUUUUUUUAUGCCUUUUCAGUCCAUGGGGUGCUUUGCUACUCUGAGGCAAGGAUAUUCCAGCUCUCUGGGCUUCACUCAUUACCACAGAGGUGUGCUUCUGGUUGAAUUUUCCUGUCCAAUCUGUGUUGAGGAUCGGUAUAGAUUCUCUAAUCCCUUCCAAAACUUGUUUCUUUCAGGAAACCUGCCUUGAUGUAGAUGACUUUUUUUUUUUACUCAGAUUUAUCCAGGAAAGUUUCCAGAAUGCACAGUGACUGGCUAAACAUCUGGCUUAGUAGGAUAUUACUAGCUUAAUAUUUAAACCUCUCUGUUGUGUGUGUGUGUGUGUAUACUUUUAUAAAUCUAAUUAAAAAUAAACACUUACCAUAAAUCAAUCAAUAAAAUAUUACACGCUAGGUCAUAGCAUAAUGCAUUAACUAUAACUGGAACAUGGUCUCAUAACACACAUCGAAACACUGGACUGAAAAGGCAUACCGAUAUGUUUAUGGAUCAUUUGCCUUUUUGGUUCUUCUGUGUCUUCAAACAGAGAAACUGUGAUUUUAACUGAAAUGAAGCAAUUCACUAAAAUAGAACUUGAAGAAUACAACAGCUGAAAUGGUAUUUUAGAAAAGAAAACUUUUGUGACCAACGUUAACCGUUUCCCUGUUUUCAUUACCGAAAAUACAUUUUACAUCCCUCAGUAAUACAUCUGCAGUUACAGGCUUCUGAUGACUCCUUCAGAGCAACCUGCAAAGACAGACACUGACUCAAUACUGUCUUACAUCAGUGAGUACCUCCUAGUUCUGUAUAAAGAGGGAAGAAAAAAACACUAAAUAUUGGCUAGACAAGACAGCGUUGCUGAGAGCAAUGAAAAUAUCAUUGCUUUUGUAUCUUCUCAGCUAGAUGAUGUAGUAAUAGUAGUGGUU